CGUUCACGUUGCACGCGGUGCACGCAUUGUGCUCCUAGGCUUGCUCCCACAGAGAAAACGCCCUCUAACCCUUGCCACGAAGCCUAACCGAACUGACUGCAGUCCCCGGAACUCGGCACAAUCCAUCGCUGGGCCUUAAGAGAAACAGUGAACAUGUCGAAGAAGUCAACGACGAGCGACGGGCAGGUCAUCAAGGUCAAGGAAGCCGCCGAGCGUCGCCGUCCGAGGCGCCCGCAUCGGGAGGACACGGACGCUCAGGCCACCUCUGCCUCUCAGGCUAUUGGCUACGAGAGCGAAAUAGGACCGGAUCCUUCGACAUGCACGGCGCGAACCGAACGCACGACAGCUUCGUCGAGCCGCGGACGCGGGACGCAAGACAGCGGACAAUCGGCUGCACGAGCAGGUACCCAGCGCCGCGGCAGACACUGCGCGCCAUUCCCGUCGCAUUAGGCGCGCUAGCAAGACGUCGAAGAAGUCCAAGUAUCAAAACGGCGAACCCGCACUCGACACGUCGGCGACCAGCAAGGCGAAGGUACCGAAAGGCGCCGAUAAUGCACGCGAGAAGCCGGGUUCGGAACACGACAGACAGACGACCAAGCAGAAAGGCCAGGCAGGCCAGGACGGGUUCCUGGACCGACGAGCCAAUCCUUUCGCCGAAGCUGGUGGCAGUGGAAGUAACCCUGCCCAGGCGCAGUCGGCGACGAGAGCGGGCAAGGUGGACGGGUUCUCGACCGCCCAAUCUUAUUUGGCGAACUUCUACACUCUGGCCGCCACUUUAGCGAACACGCUGACCACGCUGUCGGGCCCUCGGCAACAGUCACAAGUCGUAGGCAGCAGUCCCGGUGCUUACUGCACCAUGUCUGUGGCUUCAACUGUCAAGAACGCUUCGGACCAACAGGGGCAGUCGUUCACGAAUAAUUUGCCCAACCAGGAACAGACCAAUCUGGCUCCAGACGUUUGCAGCGCAGGCUCCCCUGGUGUAACUUCAGCGGAGAGCGAGAAACCGAUAAUCGGAUCUGUUUCCCUGGGUCUCAAGCAACCUGUAGCCAAGGCGCUUGCGGAAGUUCCAUCGAUCGAACAGGCGAAGGCGCCAGAGGGCACCACGAGCGCAAGUCCCGCCGAUCAAGUCUGCUUUGCAGCGAGCUCCUCUGAUGUCGCAAGGAAAGGCGCCACAUCUGCCCCGCCCGGCUCGCCCACCUCCAGGGUGUACAAGAAAGUUGCAACAAUCCUCACCAUGUCACCAUUGAGGUUUCCUGGGAUGAAGAAGGAGAACAGAAUCGAGAUGAGGGUCCUCACCAUCGUCGCGAUUGUUGUGACUGUCGCCGGGAUCUUCAGCGUCAUUGGCUUCUUGAUCGCAACCCGCCGCAGCGGCACAAAGCUGAAGGACUACUGCGACACGGAAGGCUGCCUGUACCACGCUUGGACGCUCACGCGCAAACUGAACCGUAGCAUCGAUCCGUGCGACGAUUUUACCGCUUACGUCUGCUCCGCCUGGGCACCGUCGGGCGCGUACAGUGAGCAGGCCAAGUCACCCAUAGACGGCAUCCUGUACUCUCGGUUCAUCGGCUUCCGAGAAAUGCUCACCAAAGGCACUCGCCAGCUGCCAGUAGGAGAGAAGGCGCGCGCCAUGCAAGAUGCCUGCAUGGAUUCCGCAGCUGAAACCGCAGCCACCAUCGAAGAGUUUCGGCGCCUAAUGCAGGCCAUGAGGUUAAGCUGGCCGGAACCGCCUAGCAGAGAUUCGAACGCGCUAGGCGUAGUGCUUUCGCUGGCGUUCCAGUGGCAGAUACCGCUGUGGCUCAUGAUCAACACGCCCACGCUGCAGAAGACCGAUUGGCGCCUGAGCGUUAGACCAGGGGAAUAUAUACCGUUGCUGCAAGAACCAGUACGUCAGCGUGACGAGCGGCGGUGGGUACGUGGGCUACUGGAUUGGCUUCUACAACGCCUUGCGUACCAGCGCCACCAUUCCUUUAAGGAAAUCCCCAAAUAGAACGUGUUGCU
Molecule: messenger RNA, 1998 nt
Organism: Dermacentor silvarum
Lineage: Eukaryota; Metazoa; Arthropoda; Arachnida; Ixodida; Ixodidae
Exons: 4
Coding region: 857-1987 (376 amino acids)
Biological process (GO): proteolysis
Molecular function (GO): metalloendopeptidase activity
Source: RefSeq, a predicted model, not a curated record